AUGGGUCCCUCCGGCCACUACAGCUGGUUGUUGAUGGCCAUCAGCUCGGUAUUUGCCCCGCACGGUUCUCCUCGCCGCCACCUACACGUUCUACAACCUCUUCCUCCCCUCCGAGCCGUCCCAGGCCCCAAGCUGUGGGCAGUCUCUCAAAUCCCCUACAUCCUCGCCUGGCUCUCAGGCCACGCCUCCUCCACCAUUCACGCCUUCCAUGAGCAAUACGGCGACGUCGUCCGCGUAGCGCCGAACCGGUUGUCCUUCACCCACCCGGACGCAUAUCAAAACAUCCGUGGCCACCGCAAGUGCACUCAAGAAGAGCACGGAAAAGAUAGGGCCUUUUACGUCAUCUCGCGACAGAACAUUCUAGGCGCAUCGCGCGAGGACCAUGCCCGAUUCCGCCGGAUCCUGUCGCACUGCUUCUCGGCCAAGAGCAUGCAGGCGCAGCAGCCACUCAUCACAAAACAUGUCGACUUGUUGAUGCAGCGGCUGAGGGAGAGAACGACGACGACGCAGGACGGAGAUGGCAAGAGGAAGGAGGCCGUCGUUGACCUCGCCGCGUGGUUCAACUUUACCACCUUUGACAUCAUUGGCGAUCUCGCGUUUGGCGAGCCGUUUGGGUGUCUAGAGGAGUCCAGGUAUCACCCCUGGGUGAGUGCCAUCUUCCGCGGAGUGAAGCAACUCGGUAUCAUGCUCGCGGUAGAGUUAUAUCUGCCAGGAGCAGUCAACUUCGCACGCAAGGUUUUGCCGACAGCCUUCGUCGCCAUGGAUAAGCAGACGGAGUUUGCCAACGAGCGGAUCGCGAGACGGCUGCAGCUCGAGACCGGCCGGCCUGACUUUGUCGAGGCCAUGGUGACCGCAAAUUCGGAAGACGGGCGGAUGCUGACCAGACAUGAAAUGGCUGUCAACGCGAGACUGCUAGUUUUUGCCGGCAGCGAAACAACGGCCACCGCGCUGGCAUCGGCCGCUUACUUCCUUUCAAAGUAUCCCGAGGUACAGAAGAAGUUGGCCGACGAGGUGCGGUCAAGUUUUACGUCCGAGGGCGAGAUUGACUUGUUCUCGGUCAAUAAGCUGCAAUACAUGAUGGCGGUGCUGGAUGAGGCCAUGAGGGUGUUCCCGACCGUGCCCGGCCACCUGCCAAGGACAUGUCACGCAGGAGGAGACGUCAUCUGCGGAAUCCAAGUACCUGCAGGCACUGGCCUCGAAGUCUGGCCUCUGGCCAUGAAUCGUUCCCGGAGGAACUUUACAGAACCCGACAAGUUCAUCCCCGAACGCUGGCUCCCCGAAGCCGAGUACACGGGGAUACGAUUCGACAGGGAGAGACACGGCGCCUUUCAGCCCUUCUCGGUUGGGUCACGCAACUGUGUUGGGAAGAACCUGGCCUACAUGGAGAUGCGCUUGAUCUUGGCCAGACUGAUCUGGAAUUACGACUUGGUCCUGGCGGAUGAGGCUGCUGACCGCUUUCUUGACUGCCCGGCCUUCGGCUUAUGGUUGAAAGGGCCGUUGCAUGUACGGCUGAUACCAUUGACGACGGACUGAUGUCUGGUGAGCAGCUCGAGCAGAGUCAAAGACAUGUAACGCCCGAGGGAGAGGGGUUCUAAAGCUUAUUCAAAGCCUGUUGCACUUUAAUUGGCUCAUCAUGCUCUCGUAAGCUAGUACCCAACGCGUACUCAAGUACUGUAGGUACUGUAGCCAUUUGGGACGCAGGCCGGCACUUCCAAGUCAUUGGCGUGACCGUCGGUGAUGGCAUGC
Molecule: messenger RNA, 1746 nt
Organism: Parathielavia appendiculata
Lineage: Eukaryota; Fungi; Ascomycota; Sordariomycetes; Sordariales; Chaetomiaceae
Product: cytochrome P450
Exons: 5
Coding region: 1-1533 (510 amino acids)
Molecular function (GO): monooxygenase activity; iron ion binding; oxidoreductase activity, acting on paired donors, with incorporation or reduction of molecular oxygen
Source: RefSeq, a predicted model, not a curated record